Messenger RNA from Aricia agestis (brown argus), 2219 nucleotides. RefSeq names its product acidic juvenile hormone-suppressible protein 1-like. The record is from RefSeq and is a predicted model, not a curated record. Bases 53 to 2170 code for a protein of 705 amino acids. Lineage: Eukaryota; Metazoa; Arthropoda; Insecta; Lepidoptera; Lycaenidae. The transcript is spliced from 9 exons.
UAGCAGGUGUAUAAAAGUGGUAUGCGCAUACGCACCCGUCGUAGUUGUAGAGAUGGCUUGGCUAAUAUUCGCGGUGAUAGCCGUUCUGGCUAGCCAGGGUCUUGGAGAUGUGGUGGAAGAACAUGACCUCCCGAGGAUAGUUGCUGACAAGCCCUUCCUGCAGAAGCAGAUCGACUUGAUCCAGCUGUUCUUCCACAUCAACGAGCCUCUAGUGGACCCUGAAGUGAAGUCCCUAGCCCACACUUGGAGUCUAGAGAAAAACAUCGAAAACUUUAAAAAUGUGACCGCUUUGAAGAUGUUCCUCCAGAUUCGGGAGUUCGACAUGGAGCUGCCUCGCUCUGUGCCGUUCAACAUCUACAACUUGGCGCACCAGUACCAGGCCGUCAAUCUCUUCAACCUUCUGAUCUCGGCCAAGGAUUAUCACACGUUCUACAAGACCGCCGUGUACCUCAGAGACAGGAUCAACGAGGGCAUGUACGUGUACGUUCUCUUCGUCGCCAUCAUCCACCACCCGGAAACGCAGGGCAUCGUCAUCCCCCAGAUUUACGAGAUCUUCCCCUCCUACUUCCAUAACACUAUGGUCAUGAACAUCGCUUACAAGAUUAACGCCCAGGGAAGGAGUAUGGUCGAGCACUACCCCGAGACUUUCAUGUUGGAGAACGAAGUCGUCAUCAGGUGGAACGAGACCGUGUGGCCUUUCGCUCACAACGAGGAUGAUGCCCUUCACUACUUCAAAAAUGAUUACCACCUAAAUGCUCUCUACUACAACAAUCAUCUCAUUUACCCCUUCUGGCUGACCGACAAGCAGACUCCUUUGCUGAAGCCCCACCGUGGGGAGUACAACUGGUUCCUGCACAAGCAACUCUUGAGCCACUACUACAUGGACAGACUAUCGAAUGGACUAGGCGAGAUUCCUGACCUGAACUUGGAAGUGCUUUGGAAUGGUUACCAAAGCGGACUCGCUUACCCUAACGGUGUGCCGUUCCCUGUGAGACCAGACUACUUCAACCUCAGACAGCCUCGUCUCAUGGACCACGUCAAGCGUAUCAAGAUUUUGGAACGCCGUAUUCUUGAUGCUAUUGAAUUCGGCCACCUCGAAACUAUUGAUGGUCAAAGGAUCAACCUGAGGACUCCUGAAGCAUUAUCCGUAUUGUGGAACGUCAUUGAAGGAAACGUAGACUCACCGAACCUGCCGUACUACGGCAACCUGCUCGCUCUCUGGAAGGAGCUACUCGGAAACUCAAUCUGGAGAAACUACCAAUACGUUAAGGGAUCCAGCCACGUCUCCUUGGAAGUCCCAUCAAUCCUCGAGAAUUACCAAACAGCCAUGCGCGAUCCAGCCUUCUACAUAAUGUGGAAACGUAUAUUCAACAUCAUCAAGGUCUACCAAUCCCUCCUGCCUGCGUACUCCCACGAAGACCUGGCCCUCCCCGGAGUGAAAAUCCAGAAGGUCGAUGCCGACAAAAUGCUCACUUACUUCGAAUUGAAUUUCCUGAAUGUUACAAAUGAACUUUACAUGAAUGAGGUUGAAAGAAAGUUAGGCUACGACGAAGUGAGCGUGCUGGUGCAACGCCCGGAGCUCGUCCACAAACAUUUCAACAUCAGGAUCCACGUCAACAACGACGUGGCCAGGAAGGUUCUAGUCAAUGUGUUCCUGGCGCCGAAGUAUGACAGUGCUGGCAAGGAGAUCCCUCUGCACUUGAACACUGAAAACUUCUUCCAGCUCGAUGAGUUUGUAUAUGACUUACCAGCAGGUGAAUCAGUGAUCAGAAGGAACCCUAACGAUAACGCCUUCUCACUGGAGAGAUGGGUCUCCGGAACAGUGAUGUACGCUAAGGCGAUGAGCGCCAUGCAGGGCAAACUCGACUUUGUCUUGGACACCAAGGUCUUGACAGGAUACCCGCGUAGACUUAUACUACCUAAAGGUCACGUUGGAGGAAUGCCGUUCCUGAUGUUCGUGUCCAUUAGCGAGUACAAGCCAGCGGAGAAACUUGACCACGACACCAUCCUGGCUGUCCCUCGUCGCAUCUCCAGGAGGUCUUACGGCUACCCCCUCGACAGACCACUCUACCAGUACCAAGUGGAGGACCUCACCAACAUUCACAUCGAAGAAGUCGAGAUCUUCCACAAACAUACCCCCGAAAUCACGGUCCCUUACAACAACUAUUGAGGCGAUGUGAAAUAUCUUGAUGUAUUUGUAUAGUUUUAUGCUGGUCCUA